AUGCUAGCAGCGGAUCUCGAGUUGGGCGUUGCAGCGCCGUCCACCACCGCAGCACCCGUCACGGGGCUGGAUCCGCCCGCCGCUUUGGAGUCGGUCGAGUCGCAAGCAGGUGCUGCUGACCAGAGUGCGCCUGCCCCGCAUGACAACGAAAACGCGUUUGAAAGCUCCGAGGGGAGUGCCGACAUCUCGCUCUCGGAAGACGACUCGGCGUUUUCCGACGACGGCUACGAAAGCGACCGCCACUUGAUCGAGCACGAGGACGCAGUGGAUGCUCCGCAAGUGCACGCCCCGGACGUUGCACUGCUGGACGCUCCGAUGUACUACUCAUCCAGCACUGCCACCGAGUACUCGGACAUUGAGGUGGCCGAGCCGGUCGUCGUCGAGCUACCUGCCUUUGCACCGCAUGCCUCGUUCGAGCUACCGUCGCUGCCCGUUGUCGAGGAAGUGCCGCCCGUCGUCGAGGAAGUGCCGCCGGUAGAGCGCGCCGACGAAGGCACGUCGUUGUUUGUUCCGUACAGCGGUGUCGACCACACGGGUGCUCGAAUUCCCGGGACACUGUCACCAUCGUCAUCAGAAGAAGACGACGACGACGAAGAGGAUGAGGAAGAUUACGACUUUGGCGGCGGUUUGUCCGGCGACGAUGCGCCAAACGGUGCAGACCAGGCGCCCAACGUCGGCGUCGAGCAAGUGGCAGUCGGGUCAAUGGUACCUACAGACACCGCAGCCGUCGCCGUGGCAAGCGACCCGCCGCCUCGCUCGCUUGACGUUGCAGAAGCGACGACCGCAACGCCGUCGACGCAGGUGCCUGAAACAAGUCCGCUGCCCGAUCUCGAGUUUGUGAUUCAAGUGCCGGCGCUUCCUCGGUUGUCACAUCUUGCAUCGCCGGUGAUUGGCUACGGCGACGCAAGCGGUCAACCGCGCGACGGCAGCGCAUCCAAUACCGCUGCAUCGUCGGCCGUCAACUUGGACGCAAACCUGUCUCUGUCGGACGACUCGGACGACGACUUUGCCGCCGAGCUUGAGCGAGAGACGCUACCCGUGGCAUCGUCGGAGCGACAGCAAGGGGUCGCCGGUAAAAGGAGCCGCGCAGUUGACGAAGCGAGCAGCUGUGCCCCCGCGCCGUCCAGCAAGCACGGCAAGGCAGCGGCAAGCACAUUGAGUUUGAACGUGGACGCCAAUCUCUCCUUAUCCGACGACUCGGAUGCGGACUUUGCUGCCGAGCUAGAGGCCGAGACUGCCGCAACGUCCUUGGCAAAGCCUACGCAGCGUGUUCCAGCGGCCACGUCAUCGACCUUCAACUUGGACGCGGAGCUCUCGCUUUCGGACGACUCGGACUUUGUCGCGUCCCUCGAGCGUGGCAACGUCAAGAAGACACCCGCGCCGUUGACGGAAGCACCGUCAGGUUUGAAUUUGGAGGCCAACCUCUCGCUCUCCGACGACUCGGGCGAUGCGAAGGCGCCACCGGCAGCCGGCAACGUGGCAUCAGUGGUGGAGAGCAGCGACUCGGACGCGUCGUUUCUCGCCGAGCUGCAUCGAGACAGUCCGCCGCCGCCGCCGACCAAGCGAGGCCGGGGUCGCCCGCGAAAGCAGCCUGUCGCUGCGAUGGGUGCUCCCGGGUGCAAGCGAUCGCUCGCAGCAACGAGUCCAAGCACCGAAAAGCCCAAGCGCGGAAGAAAGCCGGGGAAAGCAAAGGCGCCUCCACGUCCGGCGCCGGGCGACGCCGCGCUUAACGAGGAGCUGAAUCGAGAGCUCGUGGCAACGGCACCACGUAUUUUGAGUGCCGGUUUGUCGGAUACGCUGUCCGAGCUGGAGAAGGAGCUCGAGAGGGAGCUCAUGUCGCUGCCGUCGCCUUUGGUUGCGCCACCGAAGGAGCGCCCACCCGUGAUUUGCACCCGUGAAAACAACGCCAUGGAAGGUCUCAGGCGCGGCCCGGCCGCCGCGACUCGGUACGGCGGCACCUCAGCCGUUGACGACGCCGUCGACGUCGACCGAGACUGUGCAAUCCGCUGCCGCGUCGACGCCAACGUCGCCGACGCUGACCGAGCGAGUAGCACCGCCUGUCGCGCCGACGUCAACACGGCCUCGCCCAUUUGCAACGCCGAUGGCGUCGACCCCGAGAGCUCCUGCGCUGCAAGUUCCAUUGGAUGCCACGGUGCCGCGUCCUGUGCCGCCAACGACAAUUGCCGGCCGUGCCUCUACCUGCCGCAUCUGUACCUCGACUCGGACCCUCGCAACCACUGCCAGGCCCACCUCGACUAG
This is a messenger RNA of Saprolegnia parasitica CBS 223.65, 2259 nucleotides long. RefSeq lists its product as hypothetical. The coding region runs from base 1 to 2259 and encodes 752 amino acids. The record is from RefSeq and is a predicted model, not a curated record. The transcript has 4 exons. Lineage: Eukaryota; Oomycota; Saprolegniomycetes; Saprolegniales; Saprolegniaceae.